Messenger RNA from Doryrhamphus excisus (bluestripe pipefish), 4184 nucleotides. RefSeq names its product methionine sulfoxide reductase B1b (gene msrb1b). Gene Ontology annotation, biological process: protein repair. Gene Ontology annotation, cellular component: nucleus. NCBI's taxonomy places the organism in Eukaryota, Metazoa, Chordata, Actinopteri, Syngnathiformes, Syngnathidae. The record is from RefSeq and is a predicted model, not a curated record. Gene Ontology annotation, molecular function: peptide-methionine (R)-S-oxide reductase activity.
CCCGUUAAAUCUCACGAGAUAAGAGGCAAAACGGAAGGCGGUGCGCUGUAAUGUGUACUGUAUACACUCAAUGAUAGUCAGUCGCUUUUAUAAUUUUUCGGGUCAGGUUAAUCACCCAAAACAUGUCUUUCUGUCAUUUUUUUAACGGUGAAAUCUACAAGGACCAUUUCAAGCCAGGUAUGUACGUGUGCUCCAACUGUAACCAUCCACUGUUCUCCAGUCGGUCCAAGUUCGCCCACUCGUCUCCAUGGCCCGCUUUCACCGAGACCAUCAGAGAGGACAGUGUGACCAAACUGAUGGAGACGCUCACAGCCUUCAAGGUUCUGUGUGGUAAGUGUGGCCAAGGGCUGGGUCAUGAGUUUGUUAACGGCGGCCCGGAGGAAGGCGUGUCACGAUUUUGAAUAUUCAGUCACUCGCUCAAGUUUGUGCCCAACAAAGGCAACUACAAGCAAUAAAGAGCCGAGUUCAACAAGUGCAGAUGUUCCAGAGGAGAGUAUGAUGCGGGCAGGAGAAAGUCCUGAGAAGGACAUCCUGCCUGUUGAAGUAUCUCACAUGACGUGGACAUACUGCACCACAGACUGUAUUUAUUAUACAUUGUUUACCGAUGUAAGUCGGCCACAUAAUUUAUGCACUUUCAAUAGUUAGCCAGCACAUUUAGCAUCACUUUCUUAUCGUUUGAUGAGAAAUUGAUGCUUAUAUUGUGUAAUAUUGCAUAUUUACUUAUUCUCCUGAGUAACCACUAGAGGGAGCUAUUCUUAUGUUACUUCACUCUCUUAAACCAGCGUAGGUUGAACAGUAUGUGUAGCAUGAUCUAUACUGUGUCCAUAGCUGCAACACACUACUUACACGCCUCAACUGCUGUUCACAUUUUUAUGAUGAAAUGUGAACAUUGGAUCUUUGAGUGGCGCGUUCUGGCGCAGCUGCAGGCCGCAUUCCUUGCGGCGGUGGCUUGGCAGUGCCACUGAGGUUUCGAGGAGAAGCCGGGCGGCCUGGCUUUUUGAGAGCAAGGGCUGUCAUUAUACAGGCAGCACACGCACACAGAAAAGUGUUGGCAGUCAACACGUUAUACAUAUUCCUCAAUACGCCGUACGCUACUUUUCAAGUUCUGUUUACAAUCUCCUCUUGUCAGUUGGACACACAAACUACGCUAAACUGGUUUUACCACAGACACGUUUUGAUAUUGCUAGUGUUGUGCACAAACGCUCACGGUGUGUUACGUGUUCACACAACAAUUUCAAUUUGUGUGUACAAGCAGGCUUUGAAAGCGUGGCACCGUUGACAGCGCAAAGGUUUAUGAAAACAACAUUUCCACGUAGGCUAUUUAUGUGUUAGAGAAUUUGUGAUGCUGCAGGCAUUGAAACAUGCACUUACCCGGGUGCAGAAUACCAAACCACUUGUAAACCUGGAACAGUGUUGGUGUAAUAGCUCUAUUUUAUGACACCCUUGUUUAAUAAAUAAACAGGAUGUAGUGCACAUAAUUCUUAAAAUGGACCUAUUUUAUGUUUUGUUCCACUUUUCUGAGCGGUAAAUAUUAGAAUGUUGUAUUACCGUGUUAAAUAAUGACGUAGUUUCAGGUAAUGAGGUUUGUGCAUUUGUGCAUGGCUCUGAACACUCGGUUUCAGAGAGUUUUUUUCUAACACCAGCUCACUGCGACAUCAUAACAAGCCGAACAAGCUGUACUGAACUAUCUGCUAUGUCUUCAUUGCCAGACCAUAAAUUGAAUUGACCAUUGAAUUCUUCAACCAGAAUGUUUGAUGUCUUGAUGGCAAAGGCAAAAACGCUUUCUCUCUUGCGGAGUUGCAUAAGCGAGGCCUCUCGCAGCACACCAUCGCUGUUGGACACUGUAAGACACUCAUUUUAAACGUCUUCAAAUAUCCUGAGGGAUGAAAUUAAGCAUAUUUAAAGUCAACACUAUACCUCAGUGUGAAAAAGCAGGUGUUGUGACAUCAUCGUUAUAAGUGCCAACACACACACACACACACACACACACACUCUUUCACGUAUGUACACAAUAGUGAAGCUCUGUUCUGUUCUGUUCCCUUGAGACUGAAUGGUAUUUUUGUGGUUUCCUGCCUGACAGCAAAACCAACAUCUUUAAUAGCCCGAGGCUGUAGUUGUCAUGUGUGCAACAUGGCACUCUAUGACCAAUUGCACGAUAACACUUUUAUACAGUACCUCAGCUAUCCCGACUUUGGCCCAGAGGCAGGUUCUGAACCGGUUUGCCAGCCAAUCGCAGACAAACAACCAUUCACACUCACACCUAUAGACAAUUUAGAGUUAACCUAACAUGCAUAGUCAUGCAAACUCCACCAAGGGAUACCCAAAUGGAGAUUUGAACCCAACAUGCUAACCAGUAGACCUGCGUCCAGCCUAAAUGUACAGCAUAGUGUAUACAAGUUGGAAUGGGAUUGUCACUUUAAGGACAUCAAUACAAAUUGUGGUCUGAUUGAUGUGCUUAAUACUCAUCAUUUAAAUGAUAAACAAGCCAAAAUCAUUUCAUCUGUAAUCCAUUUGAGACGCUUCCUUUGAGACUCAAGCACAGCUGGUCUGCAGUGAUUUCAAGUUAGAAAGUUUGCUUUAAGAACAAUGGUAAAGUUGUCUCAAAAGUGCUUAUGUUACAUCAUUCAUCCCCCUUGUGGGCGACAAAUUAGCGGUCAAAAAGUUAAAUCCUAACUGUGUAGGAACCGCAGGCAUCUAAGCAGCCAGCAUGACGAGCGGCACUUAGCAUCUGGGCUAAAUUAGGCUAAAUCCUUUGGACAUGGAGCAAAUCUCCACAAUCCAUCUUACACUCCUGGCAUGUGGUGCCUGGGGCCGCAUGCACCCCGGUGCACUGCAGAGCGCGUCCCCCUUACACAUAUGGGUCACCAUACAUCACAGAGCGCUGAACCACUGCUCAAUAUGUCAGCGAGAAGGCAGCAGAGUAUUGACACCUUUCAAGCUCUGUGGGAUUUGAGUUAGGAAGCAACAAGGCUUGAUUGACUUUUUCUUUUCCGUGCUCUGUCUUUCACAAUGGCUGACUGUGUAAAUAGGAUCACUAUGGACAUACAGUAUUAAGAUUAAGAUUAAGAUUAAGAUAUGCCUUUAUUCGUCCCUCAGUGGGGAAAUUUGUAUUGCACAGCAGCAAGAGUACAGAGUCAGUUAAGCAGUACAAAAUACACAAUAUAGAAAAAUAAACAAUAUAAACAACCCAAGUAUUAACAAAAUCAAGAAUUUUUCCCAGAGUUAUAUACAAUACAGAGUAUGUUUUAGUAUGUGACGCACACUUUGGUAUUCCCUGAAGCAGUGGUGUCCGAGAGCCGCAUUCUGAAAAAUCAAAAGAUACACUGUGUUUUUAUAUUUAAAGAAAAAAAAACAGCAAGUCGGCUUUGUUUUAUCGAUUUUAUCAGUGACAAAGCGUAUUAUUAGAAUUAAUUUUUUCUCCGUAUAUUUUUUCUCAGAAUUUCAUUACUUUAUUCUCUUUUUUCCGCAACCUAAUUGGCCAAAAAUGACAACUGUAUGUGUUGUUUUUGUUUCUAGUAAUACAGAAAUAAUGUCUUUUUUCUGUAAUAUUUCAAACGUGUGUUUUUUUCUUAAUAUUUUUGACUUCCUGUUGAUUUUUUCUUUUUUUUUUAUAUUUUGACAAUGUGCCAAUAAAUGGCCCCUACCUUUAAGCCCAAAACGAUACACAAGGUUACAUGUUACGGGGAUCCUGUUCUGCAAUUGAGGACUUAUGAAUUAUGUAAAGUGUCUUUAUUGAAUGAAUAAGACUACCCUGUCCUGUCAUGUACAUACUGUACGUACUGUACAGACACAUAGCUACAUGACUUCUUUUUGCUGGAUCUGCGUCUGCAUCCAUUUUCCUCUGCAUCCCAUCCAAACCUUUCAAGAAGAAUUUUUGGACGCCACGCUCGAGCUCCAGUGCGAGUUACUGCACCCAGUCUAACCUUGCGAUGCCAUGAUCUACAGUCAUGAUGUCACUCAUGCAAUAAAGACUGCUCUAUAAUCAUUGGAGUCCAUUCUCGCUGCUAUGAAAUCCUGUAGAAGGAGGAUGAUAUAUCUGAAGCGAAGCUGAGCUGUAAAUAUAAAAGAGCGGGUAGACGGCGCCUGAGGCCAAAGUAAAGACCGAUCCCGGAGUUGCCAUGUUUUUUUUUUUUUCAAGUUAGAAGCAAGGUACUGUUCUCCAUUACUGCACUAUUUAAGAUCAG